Fundulus heteroclitus (mummichog) is the source of this 2378-nucleotide messenger RNA. RefSeq names its product very long-chain acyl-CoA synthetase. The record is from RefSeq and is a predicted model, not a curated record. Lineage: Eukaryota; Metazoa; Chordata; Actinopteri; Cyprinodontiformes; Fundulidae. Gene Ontology annotation, molecular function: long-chain fatty acid transmembrane transporter activity; long-chain fatty acid-CoA ligase activity. The transcript is spliced from 10 exons. The coding region runs from base 351 to 2192 and encodes 613 amino acids.
UGUACAGUCAUUCAGGACAGAGUCCUUCAGCUUGAGUACCUCUCACUUUCACAUCUCUGUAGGCUUCAGUUGGUGUCAAAAACCCUCAUUUUGACACCUUCAGAUACAAAUCUGAAGUUUAAGCCUAACUGGAUGUGGUGAACUCUUGGAGCAUAGGACCCUGGGAACACUUGCUCUCCCCGUCCGCAAAGUUUAGCGAAUGGAAAACAUAUGUGGGCCCUUUUCUUUUACAACCAGAAGAGGGGGAAGUUGGGCAAAGUUCAGGAGGCGUAAACGAAUCCGAAAUUUUUGUACUUAUCACUGAAGGACCUCUCUUAACCUACAGCGCAGAGACAGCAGCCCGGAUCACAAUGAUUGCAUACAUCCUAUUUACCGUUUUGGCAAUACUGCUAGUCUAUCUUCGAAAUCCAUAUUUUAUGAGCGAUCUAAAUUACGCACUGACUGCGAUUCGCAUCGGCGUGCGACUGAGCAAAAUCAAGAAGAGCUUCUCCAGCAUCCUCGAUUCCUUCCUGGAGAAAGUGGCGAAGCAUCCGCAAAAGACGUUCCUGAUCUUCGAGGAGAGCUCAUACACCUACAGCCAGGCCGACAAGGAGAGCAACAAAAUCGCCAGAGCUCUGCAGACGCAUGGCCGGCUGAAGGAGGGCGACACGGCGGCGCUGUUCCUGGGCAACGAGCCGCACUUCGUGUGGGUCUGGCUGGCUCUGGCCAAGCUGGGCUGCGUGGCGGCGCUCCUCAACUACAACAUCAGGUCCAAGUCUCUGCUGCACUGCUUCUCCUGCUGCGACGCCAAGGUCCUCAUCGUCGGUGCCGACCUACGAGAUGCCGUAAAGGAGAUUUUGCCUGCUUUGAGGGAGCAGGGCACCCAUGUCUUUAUCCUCAGCGAUCACAGUGACGUAGAAGGAAUGGAAAGCCUCUCUGAUAAGUUUGAGAAGGCUUCGGACGAGCCCCUGCCGCCGCAGCUGAGGGCCAAUGUCGACCUCAAAAGUCCUGCGCUGUACAUCUACACGUCAGGGACCACGGGACUUCCCAAGGCAGCAAUAGUUAACCAGGAGAGGGUAUGGAUGGCGACUACUCUCCUGUCUUUUGCUGGUGUGCACUCCAGCGAUGUUCUCUACUUAUACCUACCUCUCUACCACACAGCUGGGUUUCUGAUGGGACUCUGUGGAGCCAUAGACAAAGGCCUCACUGUGGUUUUGAGACGGAAAUUCUCGGUUUCCAACUUCUGGAAUGACUGCAGGAAGCACAAUGUGACCGUCAUUCAGUACAUAGGAGAGAUCAUGCGUUACCUUUGCAACACACCAAAGAAAGAGAACGACAAGGAUCAUAAAGUGAGACUGGCUUUGGGGAAUGGGAUCAGGCCAGACACCUGGGCUGAUUUCCUGGAGCGAUUUGGAAACAUUCGCGUCUGUGAAUGCUACGGAGCAACCGAGUCAAACAUUGGCUUCGUCAACUACGUCGGAAAAAUUGGAGCCAUUGGCAGAGAGCAUUUUCUCUACAAAAUGUCAUGUCCAUAUGCCUUUAUAAGGUAUGACACAGAGAAAGAGGAGCCAGUGAGAGACUCCAGAGGAUUUUGCAUCGAAGUCCCUAAAGGAGAGACCGGUCUGCUGGUGGGAAAGAUUGGAAAUAGAAACCCCUUCUCUGGCUAUGCUAAGAACAAACAACAGACAGAGAAGAAGAAGCUGAAAGACGUCUUUGUGCAGGGAGACCUCUACUUUAACACCGGCGACCUUUUGAGGGUGGACAAGGAGGGGUUUGUCUACUUUCAGGACCGCAUUGGAGACACCUUCAGGUGGAAAGGAGAAAACGUGGCAACCACAGAGGUGGCCGAUCAUUUACUGACAGUGGAUUUUGUUGAAGAGGCUAAUGUUUAUGGCGUGAAGGUGCCAGGGCACGAAGGAAGAAUUGGAAUGGCGGUACUGAAGCUGAGAAAAAACAUGGAGUUUGAUGGUAAAACCAUACAUCAGCAUGUCAAAAACUACCUGCCCAGCUACGCGAGGCCACGUUUCAUACGCAUACAGGAUGUUAUGGCGUUGACUGGAACAUAUAAGCAGCUAAAGGUGAAGCUGGCUGAGGAGGGUUUCAACCCCGCUAUCAUCACGGACCCUUUGUUCUUCCUGGAUGACAGUAAAGGCUACGUACCUAUGACUCAGGAGAUAUUCACCGCCAUCACAGAGGGAACACUUAAGCUCUGAAUGAGAUAGAAAAGCUUGCUGAAUGACAGUUGUAUGUGCUUUAGGAAAUGCUGGAGGCAAAAUAAUGCAGAAUUACUUGUACUUUGGGCUUUUUUAUGAAGCCCAUUUGAUACUAAGGAAAUUAUUUCAUAGAUAAUAGUUUAUUAUAUAUAAUUCUUGCAUAAAUAAAAGCUUGUUUUUAAUAAA